AUGGUUUCGAGAUUGAAGUCUGACCAGAGAGCUGAAAGAGGAAACAAAAAGGAGAAAUUGCUCCAGAUCGGAAGCAGAAAGAAGAAAAAAAUUCGUUUGCAGAUGGGGAGGGAUGUUACAGGUUUACGCAUUGACAAGAAAUCUGAUGCUGUCAAUGCAAAGUCAAACGGUACCUUUCAUGGUGCAGUUCAUGUUGCUCCUAAAGUUGUACCAGAAAGAGAUGAAACAAAGGGCUAUGAGGCAGUGGAUCAUACUGCAAAAGGCACACCUGCUGAUGAAAGUAAUGAGAAGCAAGAUGUACUAGGUCUGAAAAGCAUAAAUCAUGAGCCCGGGAAGAAAAUCUUGAAGGCUGAGACUCAGAAGUCAAGUGACAAAAAUUUAAGCUAUCUAGUUAAGCCUGCAUCAGGGUCUUCUGUUAAUGGGACAGUGAAUAUGAAUUCUUUGGAGCCGCUGACACCUGGUCUUGAGUCUGGGAAACGAACUUCAUUCCCGAACCAUGCCAAUGGUAUUGAAACUGUUGAUUCUGGUUUACAAUAUCUAUCAAAGACUAGUGAUUUACAUUCCCCGACAACCGCAAAAAAAUCACUACCAUAUUCUCCUACUGUGUCAAGCAAGACACCGCAAACUGAUGACAAGAAAUAUAAUGAUGAAGAUGAUAAUUGGUCCUUGGCUUCCUCUACUGCAACAUCUGUACGUAGUAAAUCCAGAGUUACAGUUCCAGUGGCUCCAACAUUUAGAUGUAUGGAGCGUUUAGAGAGACGCAAGGAGUUUUACACUAAGUUGGAGGAAAAACAUAAAGCGCUGGAGCAAGAGAAACUUGAAUAUGAAGCAAGAACCAAGGAAGAAGAAGAAGCAACUAUAAAGCAGCUUAGAAAGACCAUGGCAUAUAAAGCAAAUCCAGUUCCUAAUUUUUAUCGUGAAGGCCCUCCCCCAAAGGUUGAACUUAAGAAGCUGCCAGUGACACGUGCUAAAUCACCAAAUUUAACCCGGAGAAAGAGCUGCAGUGAUGCAGUGAAAUCAUCUCCAGUGGAAAAGGGAGCUUGUGCACGGGCAACUCGUCAAAGCAUAGGCGUUUUCAGGGAAAGCAAACCCUCCCCUACAAGUAUAACUCCCAAAAGCAAGAGUCGGGUUGGUGUUCGCAAUGUGAAUGCAACGAGCAAAGUCAAGGAUCGCCAGCAACGAGUGAAAGAGACUACAGAAAAUUCCCACGCCAGAGGUCAGGGGAACGAUGAUGUUGGUGUCGAGUCAUGA
Messenger RNA from Fraxinus pennsylvanica, 1251 nucleotides. NCBI's taxonomy places the organism in Eukaryota, Viridiplantae, Streptophyta, Magnoliopsida, Lamiales, Oleaceae. The record is from the annotation of a GenBank genome assembly.